UUCUCGUAGCUCGAGAAGAUUCUAAUCUGCUGCAGACAAACCUUGCAAACCUUGAGACCUGCAAUCGGAUCCUCCAACGCGAAGUUCUUCACGUAGUCUGUCUGUCUCUCCCUCUCUCGUCCUCCCCCGUGUUUCUACGGCAGAUCGUCGGGCAUUCGUCCUGGGGUCUUAAUUGCAGUACGGAGCGUAGUUUCUUCUUGAAUUUUGUUUGCCAGUCUCCCUCUGCUUUGCGUGGGGUCAGUAUUCUGCGCAGAACCUAAAGUGGAGGAGUUUUCACUGUCAGGUCAUUUGAAGUUCGAAAUCAUGAGCGUGAGAAGCAUUGUGAUGCCAGGUGGAUGCGAUGCACUUGUCAUUGUGGAGAGCGGAAGCAGAGGCGAUCAUAGUGUUCCUGUGUUUCUCACGAGAUGACAGUGUCGAGCGGGGGGCUUCGUGAUUGCUCCAAGCGGAUGGGUUGGGAUGUGAUCAGAUUGGGUGUGUAUAAGCGGAUGGUAGCAGGUUUCGUCCAAUUCAUGGCUGGUGGCACGAGAGUCAAGCUGAAGGUUUCGGAGGAUUGGAGGAGCCUUUUUCUUAUGCAAUGAGUAUUCCGGGUGGGGGGCAGUGCUUCUGUUGUGAGUGGCCGAGCACGUGAGAGCACGUGAAAGAAUGCGGCGAUUUUGUGGAAUUUGUCUUUGAAUUAUGGAGCCUGAGAAUCCCCCGACUGUGCCCCCGACUGUGAAGCCCCAAGAUGUGCUUGAUAAGUUGAUGUACGACGGCACCUUCGAUAAUCUGCGAAGUUCUUUGAUUAUUAAUUUGAAGUCAAAUGAUGAUCUGAAAAGCUAUAUUUUAACUUUGGUUGAGAAUAGUGAGGUUCUUCGAAAUUCGGAUGUUGAGACUAAAAGCAGAAGACAGCUUAUGGAGGACCUUCGUAAUGAACUCAGUUCUUCCGUCUUGGAGAAAGUGUCGACGGCAGCUUGGGAAUUAAUGCUGUCUACUGAAGGAUUGGGAAUGGAAAUAACAGAGAAGGUGGAUGAUACAUUUUGCGAUUUGACUGCGUCUUCAACUUUGGGGUGCGACUGCCAUCCAGGAGUUGGGUCAUCUUUAAAGAAAUUAGGAUCCUUAGAUUGUGAUAGCAGUGCUGCUGUGAAUACGAAAGUAGUUAGUGAACAGACGUCGGUGGGAUCCAAAAGGCUUAGAGAGGAAGAGGUAGAGAAACCUAUUAUAAGCUCAUCCAUGGAGCCUGAGAGUGCCAUUCGGACACUUACUGUUGAUAGUAAGGUGGUCGUCAAGGUGGAGCACGAACCAGCCUCUUGCAAUGGCUCGACAACGGAUAUGCCACCACAAUCGAAGCAUGCAAAAGGAAAUCGGGAUGUUUGGGUGGGUUCCUCUGACAGUAUAAAUGACCCACAGAAACACGAUUCUGUAGGGCAGUCAUCUCAAGGAAAACCUGAAGAAAGAGUGCGAGAGAAUGGUCAUAUCUCAAGGGAGCAGCCGUCAGGAGCGACUGAAAGAGCUUCAGAAUCUUGCCACUCGGAUUCAUAUGAUGACAAUAUGUCCAAACCCAGGGGACCAAAGGAGGUGUGAGUUGAAGAGCAUGCCUGUUUGAAUCGACUUAAGAUCACAUCCAUCCUUGGCUGGAGAGGCGUAAGAGUUGGUUGCAGGAAGAGUAUCUUCACAACCUUCGGAAGCAAGAUCUUGUUGGAUAGUCUUCACGAAGGUUCUUAUUUCUGCAGGUUAAUUAGACGUAGUUGAAGAGUCUCCUAAUGCUUCCUCUGCUUACACGGACAGGUCUUUAUCAAACUCCAGGGCGGAUGGGUUGCAAAUCUUUCAUCUGGAUUUGAAGAACAUGACCGUUAUCUGUACACUGUCAUUGUAUGGAUUCGAGCGCACUCGGCACUGAACCCACAUUUGCGACUAACAUAAACAGGAGUUCGUGAUGCCGCUCGAGUAGAUGGAACUUUGGUACACUCUGGGCGACCGAAAGAGUUGGAAAUCUAUCAGUAUCCCGACCUGGUUUUUCUUUAUGUCAAUGGUCCGGAUCCUCGGAAAUGGGUUAUUGCAAAUUCGAGAAAUGCGGCAUCAAUGCUUUCUUCUUUCAUUAGCGUACUCAUAAACUGCGAGGACUGGUGCAGUGCAUGAAGUUCACAGGGUUUGCCUCAAGUUGAAUGCCAGAAGAAAGCACUGGUUCUCACGAAAGUGUGCGACACACAUACAUGUUUUGAGUCUUGCGAAUCACCUAGUGGGAUGCAUGGCAUGAACUGCAUUAUUCGCCCUCGUUGAUUCCAAGUUUCUGUACUGAUACUUGCCGAAGAUGCAAACUUGAAUAGAAAACCUAGAAAGGGAUGAUCAUUGGAUGUCCACAUGGUCGUAUUCUUCAGAGUCUACACAAUGGGUGAUACAUCAGCGAGCAGUAUACUACCAAAAGGUAUUGAUGUUGUGAAGGAGUGAAAAGGCCAGGCUUGGAAGGUGGGGAUAUAUGGGAACGCCCAGCAAAGAAGCACGC
Messenger RNA from Marchantia polymorpha subsp. ruderalis, 2479 nucleotides. The record is from the annotation of a GenBank genome assembly. NCBI's taxonomy places the organism in Eukaryota, Viridiplantae, Streptophyta, Marchantiopsida, Marchantiales, Marchantiaceae.